AACCAAAAAGAAGACGAAGAAUUUCUGCGUAUCUGAGUUAAAUAGGCGUAUUAGUGAGCUCUGUUUGUUAUAUUGUAGAGAACUGUAACCGAACCACGGCGGACUCCUCAAUUCGAAAGAAACCUGUAGAAGUAACCAUGGCAGCUUCCGAGGGAAAGAAGUUAUGGGGAGGUAGAUUUGUAGGGAACCUGGAUCCCAUCAUGGAGAAGUUUAAUGCAUCAAUAACGUAUGAUAAGCGCAUGUGGGAUGCAGACAUCAGGGGCAGUAAAGCCUAUGUGAAGGCGUUGCACAAAGCCAAGCUGAUCACUCAGGAGGAAAUGGUGCAGAUUCAGGAUGGCCUUGAUCAGGUUUUGGGUGAAUGGUCCAGUGGUACGUUCCAGAUCAAGCCAGGAGAUGAGGAUAUUCACACAGCCAAUGAGCGUAGACUAAAGGAACUGAUUGGAGAGGCAGCUGGAAAGCUUCAUACCGGCAGGAGCAGGAAUGAUCAAGUUGUGACGGAUAUGAGGCUGUGGUUACGGGAUGCUAUCACCACUCUGAAGGGAAACAUCAUCCAGCUUAUCACUACCCUGGUGGAAAGGGCAGCCGUAGAAAUCGACAUCAUUUUUCCUGGAUACACUCACAUGCAGAGAGCACAGCCAAUCAGGUGGAGCCACUGGAUACUCAGUUAUGCAGUGGCACUGAGCAGAGAUGUGGAGCAGCUGGAGGAAAUCAGGAAGCGGGUCAACAUUCUGCCUUUGGGAAGUGGAGCCAUCGCUGGGAACCCCUUCAACAUUGAUAGGGAACUUCUUCGGGAAGAGCUCAAGUUUGACGGGAUCGGCAUCAACAGUAUGGAUGCAACUGGACAGAGAGAUUUUGUCGUUGAGUUUCUCUUCUGGGGAUCGUUGUGUCUCAUACACCUCAGUAAGAUGGCAGAGGAUUUGAUUCUGUACAGCACCAAAGAAUUCUCCUUUAUCACAUUAUCUGACGCAUACAGCACAGGAAGCAGUCUGAUGCCGCAGAAGAAGAAUGCUGACAGUCUGGAGCUCAUCCGCAGCAAAGCAGGACGAGUGUUCGGCAGAUUUGCAGGUUUUAUGAUGGUACUCAAAGGCCUCCCAAGCACAUACAACAAAGAUCUACAGGAGGAUAAAGAGUCCAUGUUUGACACCUAUGAUUCAUUGCAUGCUGUACUACAGGUGGCUACAGGUGUCAUGUCUACACUGGAGGUAAAUCAGAAAGCCAUGGAGGCAGCGCUCAGUCCUGACAUGCUGGCCACUGAUCUGGCCUAUUACCUCGUCAGGAAAGGAAUGCCUUUUAGGGAAGCUCAUAGCUGCGCAGGAAAAGCUGUUCAUCAAGCUGAGUUGAAAGGUGUCCCACUGAACCAGCUUACUGUGGAAGACCUAAAUACUGUCAGUCCUCUGUUUGACAGUGAUGUGUCCUCAGUGUGGAACUACACAAACAGUGUGGAGCAGUACAGCGCCCCUGGUGGUACAGCACGGAGUACCGUUGCAGCACAGAUAGAACACAUGAGAGUCUGGCUGAAGGCGCACAGUGUGUAACUGCUCCUGCAAAUGUAAUGUACACAGUGUACAUUACGUGAUAUAGAGCCGCAAUAUUUAGAAUUAGUGUCACAAACAUUAGCACAUUUUCUAAUCCAUGAUGCAUUUAACGUAAUAACUUUUUAUCACACCCCACAAGUUCAUUGUCAAAAUACUUUGUUUAAAAUGUACUGUAACACAUUUUUUAUAUAUAUAUAUAUAUAUAUAUAUAUAUAUAUAUAUAUAUAUAUAUAUAUAUAAAAUGGAGUAUUUUGUGUGGUUUUUGAGUUUGAAAGUUCAUGUUUUAGGUUUUUUGUUUGUUUGUCUUUUCAAAUUAACAUUACUUUUUCUGUUGCUGUUUGUGGGUCAUGCAGUGUUGCAAAGUAAAGUACAAGGGGUCAGAUGCUAAUGACACUUCAGGGUGUUGCACAGAAUCCCUUGAAAAGUUUCCUUAGUUAAGGAAAAACAUUAAAGGAUUUACUGCAUUGAAAGAGA
Messenger RNA from Neoarius graeffei (lesser salmon catfish), 2009 nucleotides. RefSeq names its product argininosuccinate lyase (gene asl). Gene Ontology annotation, molecular function: argininosuccinate lyase activity. NCBI's taxonomy places the organism in Eukaryota, Metazoa, Chordata, Actinopteri, Siluriformes, Ariidae. The record is from RefSeq and is a predicted model, not a curated record. The coding region runs from base 138 to 1535 and encodes 465 amino acids. Gene Ontology annotation, cellular component: cytosol. The transcript has 16 exons.